This is a messenger RNA of Aspergillus pseudoviridinutans, 5571 nucleotides long. It is a transcript of the gene tpcC, whose product is annotated as non-reducing polyketide synthase tpcC. Bases 1 to 5571 code for a protein of 1856 amino acids. The transcript has 6 exons. The record is from RefSeq and is a predicted model, not a curated record. Gene Ontology annotation, molecular function: 3-oxoacyl-[acyl-carrier-protein] synthase activity; phosphopantetheine binding; fatty acid synthase activity. Gene Ontology annotation, biological process: secondary metabolite biosynthetic process; fatty acid biosynthetic process. Lineage: Eukaryota; Fungi; Ascomycota; Eurotiomycetes; Eurotiales; Aspergillaceae.
AUGAAGCAAAAAGCACCAAAGUCAAUGGGUACCGUCACAGCGGCCAUCGGCCUCGGCCUAAUCGGACGUGAGAAAAUCGACCGGCCAGGCGGACGUCCCAAGUAUAUCGACCGAGCCCUCUUUAGGCCGAAAGCAAGACAGACUCUGACUUCCGAACACGGCAUGCCCUGCUGGGGUUCGAGGCAUGGACAGCAUAUAGACAUGUCCCGUGAAAUUGAGCCGGUGAUAGCAGCGACGAUGAGGCCAGCAGACUUUACUCCUUCGUCCGAAUCUCCCACGGCAGAGAAAGGAAUGAAGGUCGUCUACUUUGGUAACGAGCUUCCUCAUGAUGGUCUCCAAGGCGUCUGUCGACGACUACACGCCUACACCAAAGACCGGCGUCAUCCGCUCCUGGCUCAAUUCAUCGAGGAGAGUACCUGGGCAGUUCGUGACGAGGUUCGACAGCUUCACGCUGCGCAAAAAGCCUUGGUUCCGCCGUUCGAAAGCGUCCUACACCUUGCUGAACAGCCGGAGCUGUGCAAGGGACCCCUUUGCGGGUCGAUCGAGGGCGUUCUUCUCUGUGCCAUCCAGUUGGGAACCUUUAUCGGUUACUACGAGGCUUCGCCCAACGAAUAUGUCUUUGACUCCGCCCAUACAUAUCUCACAGGCCUGGGACUGGGCCUGUUGGCGUCGACGGCAGUCUCUGUCUCCCCGACGCUGGCGGACCUCCCCCUGGCUGGGGCAGAGGUCGUCCGAGUGGCUUUCCGUCUUGGAGUGCUGGUUGCCGAUGUCUCUCAGAACCUCCAACCGGCUGAUGCGACGGGAGAUCAAGGCUCAUGGGCCUAUGUGAUUCCCAAUGUCGCUCCUAAAGAAGCGGAAGAGGAGCUUACUGCUAUCCACACGCGAGAAAAUACGCCCGAAGCCAGCCGGAUCUUCAUCAGCGCGAUCAGUCGAACGUCGGUGACCAUCAGUGGGCCGCCGCAUCGACUCAAGCGCCUCUUUCGAAUGUCUGAUUUCUUCCGUGACCGCACUUUCAUAGCUCUUCCCGUGUAUGGAGGCCUGUGUCACGCAAAACACAUCUACAGCUCGCAGCACGCCCUUUCCGUGGUUGAGAGCCCAUCAACAGCAGCCUUGGACACACGCUUCAUCGCUAGGUACCCGGUUCUCUCGACCAGUUGCGGCGAGCCCUUCCCCACAGCCACGACGGCGAGGGAGCUGUUCGAACAUAUUGUUACCGAAAUCCUCACCCAGGCAAUUGAGUGGGAGAAUGUCAUUCAGGGAGUUGUCGAGAGGGCCAAGCUGCUCUCAGUAUCCGAGGUCCAAGUCUUGGUCUUCCGCAUCUCACUCCCUGUUCACGACCUCCUGUCAGCCUUGCAGACGUCCCUAAGCGAACAUGUCGAGGUGACUAUCAAGGACCUCGAUCCAUGGGUCACAAAGGCAAGAGACGAUCAGGGAUUCGCGCCGCGGGGCACAGCGCAAUCCAAGAUCGCGAUCGUCGGCAUGUCGUGUUGCAUGCCCAGCGGAGCGACCGACACGGAGAAAUUUUGGGACAUUCUUGAAAAAGGGCUCGAUGUCCAUCGCAAGAUCCCACCAGACCGAUUCGACGUGGAUAGCCAUUAUGAUCCCGCAGGCAAGCGCGUCAACGCCAGCCACACACCAUAUGGCUGCUUCAUUGACGAACCAGGCCUCUUUGAUGCCCCCUUCUUUAAUAUGUCCCCCCGAGAGGCUCAACAGACUGAUCCAAUGCAGCGUCUCGCUAUUGUCACGGCCUACGAAGCCCUCGAGCGGGCCGGAUAUGUGGCUAACCGCACCCCAUCGUCCAACAAACAAUGCACUGGCACAUUCUACGGCCAAGCCAGUGAUGAUUACCGCGAGGUUAAUUCAGCACAGAAUAUCAGCACCUAUUUCAUCCCCGGUGGCUGUCGCGCAUUUGGGCCGGGACGGAUCAAUUACUUUUUCAAACUCUGGGGGCCGAGCUUUAGCAUCGACACGGCCUGCUCCUCCAGCCUGGCCACUAUCCAGGCGGCCUCUACCGCUCUCUGGAAUGGCGACACGGACACAGUGGUUGCCGGAGGAAUGAACGUUCUGACGAAUUCGGAUGCCUUUGCCGGCCUCAGCCACGGGCAUUUUCUGACCAAGACUCCCAACGCAUGUAAAACGUGGGACUGCGAGGCAGAUGGGUAUUGUCGUGCGGACGGAGUCGCCUCUCUUGUGAUGAAGCGGCUGGAUGAUGCGGAAGCUGAUAAUGAUAACAUCCUAGGAGUUAUUCUUGGGGCUGCGACAAACCACUCUGCUGAGGCUAUCUCUAUUACCCAUCCACAUGCCGGCGCCCAGUCCUUUCUGAGCUGUCAGGUCCUCCGCAGUGCUGGCAUUGAUCCAACAGAUGUCAGCUACGUGGAGAUGCAUGGAACUGGGACCCAGGCUGGGGACGCGGAGGAAAUGAAGUCAGUCAGUGACAUUUUUGCCCCGGCUGUUAAGCGGCGCAGUUCCAAGCAGCCGGUGUUUAUCGGUGCAGUCAAGGCCAACGUCGGCCACGGGGAGGCUGUAGCAGGAGUUACCGCAUUAUUAAAGGUGCUUCUCAUGUUCCAGAAAGAGGCCAUCCCUCCACAUGUCGGCAUCAAGAACAGCAUCAAUCCCGGAUUCCCUAAGGACCUGAAACAACGCAAUUUGCACAUUCCCUAUGAAAAGCAGCCCUGGCCCCGCGUCCCCGGCAGGAAGCGCAUCGCGAUGGUGAACAAUUUCAGCGCUGCUGGGGGGAAUUCGACUUUAGCGGUAGAAGAAGGGCCUCUUCGCCCCAAGCCUGUCGGGGCGAUUGACCCCCGUUCUUCACACCUGGUCACCGUCUCGGCAAAGAGCAAGGUCUCCCUCAAAGGGAAUCUCGAGCGACUCCUGGGAUUUUUGGAUGCGCAUCCGGACGUGGUCAUGUCUGACCUGGCGUACACGACCACCGCACGCCGUCAUCACCAUAACCAUCGAGUCGCCGUGACCACUUUGGAUGUCGCGCAUCUGAAGAAGCAGCUUUCUGCAAGCCUCGAAUCUGAAUCUGUCAACACCAUUCAACCGAUUUCUCCUACAGGCCCGCCCCCCCUUGCCUUUGCCUUUACAGGCCAGGGAGCCUCAUACAAAUCAUGGAACCUCCAACUCUUCCACGACUCACUGUACUUCCGCUCGCAGAUCUUCCACCUGGAUGCGUUGGCCCAAGGGCAAGGGUUUCCCUCGAUCAUCCCUGCUAUUGAUGGUUCCUAUCCCCGGGAUCAUACACACUCCCCCAUCGUCACACAGCUGGCGUUGGUCUGCACUGAGAUCGCACUCGCUAAAUACUGGGCCUCAUUAGGUGUGAAGCCGGACGUGGUGGUAGGCCAUAGCCUGGGUGAGUACGCGGCCCUCCAUAUCGCUKGAGUUCUGUCUGCUAGUGACGCUAUCUUCCUUGUUGGAUGGCGUGCUCGCCUGCUUAAGGACAGGUGCCAGCCCGGUAGCCAUCAGAUGAUGGCGGUUCGGGGGUCCCUUGCCCAGAUUGAGCACAUCGCGGGGAGCCUGCCGUAUGAGGUUGCUUGCGUCAACGGACCCACAGAAAUAGUCCUUAGUGGGACACUUGAAGAGAUGGCAGCUGUGGCCAAGCCCCUAGAAGCGGAGGGACUCAAGUGUAUCAUUCUAGAGGUGGCGUUUGCCUUCCACUCUGCGCAGAUGGACCCCAUUCUUGAUGAAUACGAGGUGCUGGCUGCAUCAGGGGUGGUCUUCCAGGCACCUAACUUGCCUGUGAUCUCGCCGUUGCUCAGUAAGGUUGUCUUUGAUGAGAAUACAAUAGAUGCGCGGUAUAUGCGGCGGGCGACGCGUGAGACCGUUAAUUUCCUCUCUGCGAUGGAAAUGGCCCAUAAGAUAUCCAUCAUUGACGAUGCUAUGGUGUGGAUCGAAAUCGGCCCGCAUCCUGUCUGCGUCAACUUCGUCCGAUCGUCCCUCCCCUCGACCAGCGUGACGGUGCCGUCGCUCCGCCGCGGAGAGGAUAACUGGGUGACACUCACAAACAGCCUGGGGAUUCUGCACUGUGCUGGGGUGGCUGUGGAUUGGAAUGAAUUCCACCAGCCCUUCGAACGCGCCCUGCGUCUCUUGGAUCUACCCACCUACAGCUGGAAUGACAAGACCUAUUGGAUCCAGUACAACGGGAAUUGGGCUCUCACCAAGGGGAACACAUUCUACAAUGAAGAGGUCCCAAAGACCAAUGGUCUUGCCGGGCUGGCAUCGGAACUGAGGACGUCCACCGUGCAGCAAAUCAUCCAGGACCAGUUCGACGGAGAGGCUGGAUCGGUUGUCAUGCAAUCGGACCUCAUGCAGCCGGACUUCCUGGCAGCAGCACAUGGCCACAAAAUGAAUGGACGGGGGGUUGUCACCUCGUCGAUCCACGCCGAUAUCGCGUUCACGUUGGGUGAAUAUCUCUACAAAAAACUAAGUCCCAAUCGGGAAGCGAACAUGAAUAUCGCCAACCUGGAAGUCGUCAAGGCUCUGGUGGCGCAGGAGAAUGCAAAGUCACCACAGCUCAUCCAAGUGUCUGUGACCACCGCGAAUAUCCGGUCCGGACAGGCACACCUGAAAUGGCAUAACGUCAUCAACGGGGCUGUCGAGGAGCCGUUUGCCAGUGCAACCAUCUACUAUGAGGAGGUGAGCGAGUGGCUGACCUCCUGGCGUCCUGCGACACAUCUCGUGCAGGGCCGGAUCCAUGCUCUGGAAAGGCUCGCUGAAGAGGGAGUGGCCAACCGCUUCAACCGGCGCAUGGCCUAUGGGCUAUUUGCCAGCAGCCUUGUCGACUACGCUGACAAGUACCGCGGCAUGCAGUCAGUGGUGCUGCACAAUCUGGAGGCCUUUGCUGAUGUUGUCCUCACCACUGAGAAAGGGGGCACCUGGACGAUUCCCCCGUACUUUAUUGACAGUGUGGCACACCUAGCAGGCUUUAUUAUGAACGUCUCCGAUGCAAAUGACACGAAAGCCAAUUUCUGUGUCACUCCCGGGUGGAAUUCAAUGCGGUUUGCGGCCCCCCUUGUCGCGGGGCAGAAGUACCGCUCUUAUGUCAAGAUGAUCCCGACUGUUGAAGACAACAAUAUCUAUCUGGGUGACGUCUACAUCCUCCAGAACGAAACCAUUGUUGGCAUGGUCGGGGGAAUCAAGUUUCGGCGGUAUCCUCGAAUCCUCCUCAAUCGGUUUUUCUCACCCCCGGAUGCGGAUGCCCGAAAGUCGACGCCUGCUGUGCCUGCGCCUCCUGCUACACUGGAGCCCGAGCCUAAGCGGGCUCCCACCGGUAAUAUAGAUGCUUCAACUCCAGACGAUGCUCCGACUGUCAACAGAGUCGAUGAAGCCGCUGAAUCAGACUCCAACAGUACCGCCGCCAAAGCGAUGGCUCUAGUGGCCACAGAGGCCGGACUCGGGCUGAGCGACCUCAAGGACGGCGCCAGCUUCUCUAGCCUAGGGAUCGACAGUCUAAUGAGUCUGGUCAUCUCCGAGAAAUUCCGGGAGGCGCUGGGGGUGACAGUGACAGGCAGCCUGUUCUUGGAGUAUCCGACAGUAGGUGAUUUGAAGAGCUGGCUACUGGAGUACUACAGCUGA